Messenger RNA from Colletotrichum truncatum, 3666 nucleotides. Its product is annotated as RasGEF domain-containing protein. Gene Ontology annotation, molecular function: guanyl-nucleotide exchange factor activity; protein binding. Gene Ontology annotation, biological process: positive regulation of GTPase activity; Ras protein signal transduction. Gene Ontology annotation, cellular component: plasma membrane. The record is from RefSeq and is a predicted model, not a curated record. Lineage: Eukaryota; Fungi; Ascomycota; Sordariomycetes; Glomerellales; Glomerellaceae.
AUGCUGAUGACACAGACUGCAGUGCCGGCACUAGUUCAGGGUCAGAAGAGUAACACGUAUAAUUCUCGAAAGAAGCCUUCGCGCGAAAAUCUCAACUUCGAAUCCAGCACUCACCAUCCCUCACAACCGACGUUGGACGAAUCCAACGUCGGCCAACCCUACUCAUCUUACUCCCAGACCAUCGCCGCCUCCUCCCUCAUGAACGGGAUUGCGGGGACUGCCCCGCCGGGCACCAUGUACGUCCGAGCCCUGUACGACUACGAGGCCGACGACCGUACAAGUCUUAGCUUUCACGAAGGAGACGUCAUUCAGGUCAUCACACAGUUGGAAAGUGGUUGGUGGGACGGCGUUAUCAACGGCGUGCGCGGCUGGUUUCCAAGCAAUUACUGUCAAAUUAUCACAAGCUCCGACGAAAUUCCUGACCAUGACCAAAAUGGCGACAUCGACCACGUUGACGACGACCCUGAUGAACAAGAAAUCUAUGACGAGCAGCUUGAGGAAGAUGACGGGUCGGAGUUGGACGAUCUCAAUAACGCCCUCCCACUCGAGGGCACCGACCUCAGCGACAAGUCGAGGGCCGAUUUCUGGAUUCCACAAGCAACCCCUGACGGUCGUCUCUUCUACUACAAUAUGAUGACAGGCGAUCGAAGCAUGGAGCUGCCACUCGAGUCACCUGUUUCCACUAACGAGACUGGCCCGCGCAACAGGAUGAAUGUGAAUGUUCCGGAAAAGACACGCCCGCCUCCCGAGAUGAUGGCUCGAGGACUGACGCAAGACGAGGAUGAGGACUCUGAAGUAAAUUCGGCGUCUGAGCUCGAGGGAGAAUCUCUCAUGAUGACUUCUCGUGGAUCUUUGCCCCGUAGCCGCCGGUCCAACAACGACAUGCUUUCACCAUCCACCUCAAUGGACUCCAUGAACGGUAUUGCGCAAAUUUCUAGAACGAAGAACGAUACGUACGUCAAUCCAAACCUAGCGCCGGGUACGACACCAAUGAUUGCAUCCGCGACCUCGUUUACAAGCACAUCCUACAACACGCCUCCGACCAGUACCGUGCCUCGCUCAUUCUUUGAUGACGGCUCGGCACCUCCAUUGACCUGGACACGCUUAGUCUCUAAUAUGCGGAAGGCCGUAGAUCGUUACCGCGAUGCCAUCACUAGCAAUAACCGCUCCGAGUAUGUUGCGCGGGCGGAGGACAUUUCAGAUCAUCUAAGGUUGCUGCUUGCCGCUGGAUCUGGGACAACAGACAAUCACUCUGGUCAACCUUCUAUCAUCUCAACUAAUAAGGCACUUUAUCCUCACUUUAGAGAUAUGAUGUCCAAGUUCUCGAAACUCGUAAUCUCUUCACACAUUGCUGCUGCCGAUUGGCCCAACGCUGAGUCGGUACAAAAAUGUCUGCAAGAAGCUGACGGCGUCUUGCUCGGCGUCUUCAGUUAUGUGGAGAUCGCACGGCAGCAGAGAGGAGAGGAAAUCCCUCGUCUAUUCCCUGGGUUUGUCAUUGGUAGUUCUACUGGCGGCAGUUGGCAGAACAACGGCCUAGGGCCUCGCGACCCCAUCACGGCCAACUUCCUGGAAGACGAAGAAGGCGUUGUUGAGCCUACAGCAAUUUUAGAUGGCAAAUUACUCGAAAGGCUGGAUGAACUAAAGAGGAUGCUUGUCUUCAGUAUCCGGGAACUGGACAAGAACUUGAUUGUCGCGGAUAAAAUCAUCACGCCUUUCAAGCAUGAAGUGAUUGGCAACAAUGUCUGCUUGGCAGGUGGUAAAGUCUUGGAGAUGUUCAAGCCGUGGAUCGCUUUGAUCGAGUCCAUCGACCUCUCAUCUUUGGGAAACAGCUUCCAGACGCCUCAGUUGGCGGACUUUAGCGCUAACAAGCAAAGCCUUUACGACAAUAUGUCUGAUCUUGUCUUAGGCUGUCAGGCUGUGGCCGGACCAUUGGCAGAUGAAUGGGCCGAAGUACGAGGCGAAGCUUUGGAGAACCGCAUGGACUAUGUCCGUCAAUGUGCCAAAGCACUUGAGACCAACUCAUCACACAUUGGCUUUUCUUUACAACUGUUAUCUGAGCAAGUACAGAUCAACCUGCAGCAGCAAGCCGAGUCGCGGCAAAGAGAGGAUGCCUUGCAACGCGAACAGCUCCGGAGAGGUGAGACCAUGCCUUACGAUCGACCUCAUCAGCGCACGGAAUCACGGACUACUCCAGCUCGACCCCCAAUGAUCACUUCUCAAUCUUUUACGGAAGGAGAUGGCACUGGGAACUUCCGCGGAGGCGACUACUCUAAGGUUAAGAAGAUUUUGGGCGACGACCCAAAUCCCCAAAGCAACUUGCCACCUGUGGACGAUACUCCUGAGUUUCUCAAACUGGAUCACGAGGCUGACCUCUCCUGGGACGGCAAGAUCCAGCCGCCGAUCGUCAAAGGUGGCACUCUGGAGGCUCUCGUUGAACAACUGACUCGGCAUGAUAAACUUGACUCCAACUUCAACAAUACCUUCCUUCUAACUUACAGGUCGUUCACAACGGCUCAAGAUCUUUUCAAGCUUCUUGUGAACCGAUUCGGUAUCCAGCCGCCUGAAGGCUUAUCGCAAUCUGACUUUGAGGCAUGGCGAGAUAGAAAACAGAAGCUCAUCCGCUUCCGCGUCGUUAAUAUUCUGAAGAGUUGGUUUGAUAACUUUUGGAUGGAAGACCAUAAUGAAGAGUCGAAGCAGCUGAUCCGAGACGUUUACACUUUUGCAAGAGACACUGUUAAGUCCACGGAGACUCCAGGUUCUGGCCCCCUGAUGACGGUGUUGGACCAACGCCUAAGCGGCAAAGAAGCUGGAGCACGACGUAUGGUCCAGACACUCAACCAGAACACGCCGUCACCCAUCAUGCCCAGGAACAUGAAGAAGCUGAAGUUCCUGGACAUUGAUGUGACAGAGUUUGCACGCCAGCUCACGAUUAUCGAGUCUCGGCUUUAUGGCAAGAUCAAGCCAACCGAAUGCCUGAACAAGACUUGGCAGAAGAAAGUCGGUGAAGGAGAGCCGGAGCCUGCACCGAACGUCAAGGCCCUCAUCUUGCACUCGAAUCAAAUGACGAACUGGGUAGCCGAGAUGAUCCUAGCACAGAUGGAUGUGAAGAAGCGUGUCAUUGUUAUUAAACACUUUGUGGCUGUUGCAGAUAAAUGCCGGAGUUUAAACAACUUCUCUACACUAACUUCAAUCAUAUCGGCACUUGGAACGGCACCAAUUGCUCGUUUAAAGCGCACCUGGGACCAAGUGCCACAACGGACCCAAGGCGUCUUGGAAACCAUGAGGAAGCUUAUGGCUAGCACGAAAAACUUUGGUGAAUACAGGGAGGCGCUCCAUGUUGCGAACCCGCCCUGUAUUCCUUUCUUUGGUGUUUACCUGACUGAUUUGACCUUUAUCGAAGACGGUAUCCCAUCCGUUAUAAAAAAGACCAACCUCAUUAACUUUGCUAAGAGAGCAAAGACUGCCGAAGUAAUUCGUGAUAUCCAACAGUACCAGGCUGUUGGAUACUCGUUACAACCUGUCCCUGAGCUACAGGACUAUAUAAUCAGCAACAUGCAAGCUGCUGGUGAUGUGCAUGAGAUGUAUGACAAGAGCUUGCAGGUAGAGCCACGCGAGCGAGAAGACGAGAAAAUCGUGAGGGUUCUUGCCGAGUCAGGUUUCCUAUGA